Molecule: messenger RNA, 839 nt
Organism: Sinocyclocheilus anshuiensis
Lineage: Eukaryota; Metazoa; Chordata; Actinopteri; Cypriniformes; Cyprinidae
Product: NAD(P)(+)--arginine ADP-ribosyltransferase 1-like
Exons: 2
Molecular function (GO): NAD+ poly-ADP-ribosyltransferase activity; NAD+-protein-arginine ADP-ribosyltransferase activity
Source: RefSeq, a predicted model, not a curated record
AUGCUGCUGAUCAUUAAAGCUCUUCUUCUCCUCGUUAUAGCUGCUCUAGGACAGGAUCACAGAGCUGCUGCUGAAGGACAGAUAUUUUCACUGGAUAUGGCACUGAAUUCAGUUGAUGAUCAAUAUAAGGGCUGUAGAGAGAAAAUGGCUGACCUGGUGGAGACAAAAUAUAUGAAGCAAGAAAUGUCUAACCCCAAAUCUAAAUUUGCAAUUGCUUGGAAACUUGCUGAAAAGAAAUACAAGCCACCAGGAGAUAACUUGACAAAGAAUCAUUCAAUUGCUAUUUAUGUGUACACUAACUCAGGUUUUGGGGUACAUAAGAAGUUUAAUGAAGCUGAUCGUAAUGACAAGAACAGAUACAAAAACUAAACAUACAAAUGGUAUUCACUUCACUUUCUGUUAACAGAUGCGAUACAGAUUCUGAAGAAAACACAAAAGAAAUGCUAUUCAACUUAUCGUGGUACAAAUCUUAAAUUUAUACAGAAUGUUCGGAACAAAAAAGUUAGUUUUGGAUCAUUUACUUCUUCCUCUAUGAAUCGUAACAAAACAAAGUUUUUUGGAACUGUAUCUUGUUUUGAAAUCAAAACUUGUGAAGGUGCUGAUCUAACAAAAUAUUCAAAGCUUCCUCAUGAGGAAGAGGUGCUGAUUCCUCCAUAUGAGAUGUUUAAAGUCACUGCUGUCAAGACAAGAAGAGGUCAAACAGAUCUCUGGUGUGACACCGUGUACACUUUGAAAAACUCUGGUAAGAGAAGUGACCUCAACUGUGCUCUAUUCAAUAAACCAGCCAAGACCAUAACAAAAUACUAUGCUGAGCAGUGAACAGUGCUUUAAACUUCCAC